Molecule: messenger RNA, 1049 nt
Organism: Callithrix jacchus (white-tufted-ear marmoset)
Lineage: Eukaryota; Metazoa; Chordata; Mammalia; Primates; Cebidae
Source: RefSeq, a predicted model, not a curated record
UUUCAAGCACGGUGGAUGGGUCACACCAGGCAGUUCAAAAGACCCGCCCCAGAGACAGCGGAGAACUUGCCCCCCUCGGCGCGCGCACUCCUUAGACGAAUCACUGCAGCGGGAAGCAGCUAUUUGAAUGUCCCCGCCCCCUCUGGAGGCCGCCCUGCCAUUGGCCCCGCCGCGCCCCGCCCUCCGUGGCCAGAGUUUCAAGUCCCGCGACCCCAGCACGGAGGGCGGAGACGGCGUGGACAUGGAGCUGGGGCUCGCGGGUCGUCGAGUGCUGGCAUCGGGCGCGGCACGGUUCAGGCGCUGCAUGCGGCGGGCGCGCGGGUGGUGGCUGUGAGCAGGACACAGGCCGACCUGGACAGCCUUGUCCGCGAGUGCCCUGGGAUAGAUCCUGUCUGUGUGGACCUGAGCGACUGGGAGGCCACGGAGCGGGCCCUAGGCAGCGUGGGCCCUGUGGACCUGUUGGUGAACAACGCAGCUGUGGCCCUGCUGCAGCCUUUCCUGGAUGUCACCAAGGAGGCCUUUGACAGAUCCUUUGAGGUGAACCUGAGAGCAGUCAUCCAGGUGUCUCAGAUCGUGGCCAGGGGCUUAAUAGCCCGGGGAGUCCCAGGGGCCAUCGUGAAUAUCUCCAGCCAGGCCUCCCAGAGGGCAAUAACUAACCACAGCAUCUACUGCUCCACCAAGGGUGCCCUGGACAUGCUGACCAAGGUGAUGGCCCUAGAGCUCGGGCCCCACAAGAUCCGAGUGAAUGCAGUAAACCCCACAGUGGUGAUGACGCCCAUGGGCCAGGCCAAUUGGAUGGACCCCCACAAGGCCAAGACUGUGCUCGACCGAAUCCCACUUGGCAAGUUUGCUGACUGUCCCGAUCAGCAUAACCAGAGCUGCCUGAGAACUGGGCCACCUCUCCUGGAAAUGCGGCCGAAAAUCAGCACAAGGGAGCCUCGUACACAGGCAUGUGAUCAUCCCAAGGGCUCAAUGUACUUGCUACUGCUUUGAACUGGGUCGGCUCCUUUGGGGGCUGAGGAGCUCAGCAAGCCCCUCUUGCCCCUGGG